ACUCUACACUACGUCAAUCGCGAUUCAAGUAAACAGUGCUUCGACAUGGCAUUCCUUAUCCCUUCAUUGCCAUCUUGGCUAGCAUCUCCCGGCCCAUCAAGUCCGAACACUGUCUUGUCUGAAAAGAUGUCAACCACUCCGCAAGAUGAUGUCAACGCCGACGAGGAUGCACCUCCUCAGUUCCCUCUUCCCGAUUCGGCCCAACGGUCCAGAGCGUCGGGGACGACCGAAACCCCCGUACCGACGUUCGAGAUCGAGGUCGACGAGCCCGAGGACGAAGAAGACGAGUACGAUGGACCCCCUACACCUCGUGCGGGUGCCAAAUCGCUCCCUGCCACAUCCGUCGCUGCAGUACCGGCUUCCCUUCCACUUCCACCAUCAACAACGACAAAACCCAAUCCGGCCAUCAAGAAGCGUCAAAAAGUCGCCCUCGCCCCAGGUUGUUCCCCCUUGGACUGGGCAAAACUGAAAUCUAGCGGAAAAGAUCUUCGAGGCCCGUGCGCCGCUCCCGGAUUCGGAUACUUGAGGGUGACAAUGGACGAACUGAAGAAGCAUAAUACCAAGGGAGACGCUUGGUCCGCUUUCAAUGGCAAGGUGUACAACAUGUCGGAGUAUGCGAGGUUCCAUCCGGGUGGAGAAAAGGAGAUGAUGAGGGUCGCGGGGAGGGAUGGGACGAGAUUAUUCAUGCUCACACACGCCUGGGUCAAUGUCGAUUUCAUGCUCGACAACUGCAUGGUCGGGUUCCUCGUGCCCGGUUAGAGCGAUCGCAGGGAAUCUCACAGAUAUAGAUGACUUUACGACGCUUUCACGACCCGUAACGACAAUAUACCAUUUCUGAACA
This is a messenger RNA of Filobasidium floriforme, 841 nucleotides long. Its product is annotated as cytochrome b5. The transcript has 3 exons. The record is from RefSeq and is a predicted model, not a curated record. Bases 46 to 759 code for a protein of 237 amino acids. Lineage: Eukaryota; Fungi; Basidiomycota; Tremellomycetes; Filobasidiales; Filobasidiaceae.